Closterium sp. Naga37s-1 is the source of this 2730-nucleotide messenger RNA. The record is from the annotation of a GenBank genome assembly. Lineage: Eukaryota; Viridiplantae; Streptophyta; Zygnematophyceae; Desmidiales; Closteriaceae.
CCAGCAGCAGCACGGCGUGCACAGCGCCCCUUUGAAGCGCCUCUGCACCUGGAGCUGAAGAUCCAGGACAGCCCUGUUGGGUGGUACGGUGGUGGAGAGCGGUUCAAUGCGGUGAACCAGAAGGGAAGUGUGCUGCCCAUGGCAAGCCGAGACACACCCUCAGGCAACCAGGCGGAGCGCACGUACAAGGCGGUGCCAUUCGUGAUGAGCACGUCGGGGUGGGGUGUGUGGGUGGACUCGCACGCCCAGGGCUCCUUCCUGCUCAACCACGCCUCCGACCCCCACCACCUGGUGCUGCGCUACCCGCUCUUCACGGCGCUGCGCGUGGUCUUCAUGGCGGGGCCGCGCCUGCUGGACGUGCUCGCGCUCUUCUCACGCCUCUCCUCCUCGCGCCCCAUCCCGCCGCCCCUCUGGGCCUUUGCGCCCUGGAAGGGCCGCGACGUGCACCGCAGCAGCCACGAGGUAUUGGAAGAUGCGGAGAAGCUGCGGCAGCAUGGCAUACCGGGGUCGGUGAUUCUAAUUGACAGCCCGUGGCAGACGGCGUACAACGACUUCACCAUCAACCGCCACCAGUUCACCGACCCCCAGACGCUCUUCUCCAAGCUGCAUGCCCUCGGCUUCCGGGUGGUGUUUUGGGCGACGCCGUUCGUGAACGAGGUGAACCGCGUGGACAUGCCGGGCAUCACGGCUGCCGCCGGGCCCAACUUCCACGAGGCGGUGCGCCGCGCCUUGCUCGUGCGCAACGCCACGGGGCAGCCGCAGGUGGUGCGCUGGUGGAAGGGGCGCGGGGCGCGCGUGGACUUCAGCAGCGCGGAGGCGGAGCGGUGGUGGCGCGGGCAGAUGGGGCGCAUGCUGCAGUGGGAGGAGGUGUUUGGCGGGGUGAAGGCGGACGACGGCGAGGGCGGGUACUUUGAGGCGGGUGCCGUGUUCCAUGACGGCACGCCACUCCCCCUCAUGCGCAACAAAUACGUGCAGCUGUACCUGGGCAGCAUGCAGCGCUUCAUCAACCACAGCGUGGGGCCCACCCAGGGCGUUGUGCUCGCCCGCUCUGCCUUCACUGGCACUGCCAGCUCAUUCGUGUGGGCGGGCGACAACAGGGCGUCCUUCUCCCGCGCGGACGGGCUGCCAUCGGUGGUGGUGGCGGGGCAGACAGCGGCGCUCUCAGCGCUCUACCUGUGGGGCAGCGACAUCGCCGGCUAUCUGGGCAAGGCCAUCCCGCGCAACGUCUUCAUCCGCUGGACGCAGUUUGGCGCACUGUCCCCGUUGAUGCAUCAGUUCGGGCAGGCCAACAACGGCCCGUGGGACUACGACGCGCUCACGCUGCGCAUCUACCGCCGCUUCGCCCGCCUGCACACCGCCCUCGCGCCCUACCUGCUGCGCGCUGCAUGGCUCGCAAGCACGGAGGGGCGGCCCGUGAUGUGCCCCAUGGCGCUGUGUGCGCAGGGGGAUGAGGCCGCGGAGAGUGGGCGGUGGGAGGGACAGUACCUGCUGGGACCCGACCUGCUGGUGGCACCCGUCGUCAAUGAGAGCGACCACUUGCACGUGUUCUUCCCAGCAUCCACUCCGCACUGGCGCCAUCUGUUCUCAGGGCGGCGGUACAGCGGAGGGCAGGUGGAGGGGGUGGCGGUGGCGUUGGAGGAGGCGGCGGUGUUUGUGAGGGAGGGCGCGGUGCUGGAGGUGCUGCCCGACCACACCGACACUCUCGUGCCCUGUGGCGCUCACAUCCUCCCCUCCGUCACUUGCAUGCCUAGGUGCGCCCUCCCAUACCCACGUGCGCCCUCCCAUGCCCACGUGCGCCCCCCCAUGCCCACGUGCGCCCCCCCAUGCCCACGUGCGCCCCCCCAUGCUCACGUGCGCCCCCCCAUGCCCACGUGCGCCCCCCCAUGCCCACGUGCGCCCUCCCAUGCCCACGUACGCCCUCCCAUGCCCAGCCAUCGCACCAUCCAGCUGUGGCCGGGCGGGGCCGGCAGCACAGAGCUGUGUGCGCUGCUGCGUGUGUCGCACCACUAUGAGGGCACCGUCACCCCUGCCUCUCACGGACUGCCGGGCCACUCUGCCGAGUCCGCCAGCAGCGGCAGCGGCGCCGGCGCCGGUCAUGUGAAGAUGAGCAGCGCAGGAGGUGCAAGUGGCAGCUUGGCGGACGAGAGUGGUAGGGGUGUGGGUGGGGAGGGGAGUGGGGAGGGAGAGGUGGAGGCAGACGGGGGUGCGGGGCUGCAGGGAGGGGGUGAUGGUGAUGUGGCGAGGGGCGAGGGUGAGGCGGUGGAGGAUCUUCCUCAGAUGGAUGCAGCGCAGGAGGACGAGGGGGGAGGGGCUGGGGCAGGAGGGGAGGGCAAGGACGAGGGAGAUGUGAGAAUGAGAAGAGCGAGGAGGCUGCUGGGGAUGGGCGACGGUGCUCUGGAGGGGCUUGAAGUGGGUGUGCUGCACUUGAGGAGAGAGCAGCAAGAGGGGGGAGGCGAGCAGCAGCAAGGCGGGGCGGGCGGUGGGAGCGGGGGCAGGCGGGUGGUGGAGGUGGCAUGGGGGGGUACGGCGCGCAGGGAGGUGCAUGUGAUGCUCAUGUUCGAGCACGUCCCCCACGUCACACUCACACUGCUGCCACCCACGGGUGCCGCUCAUGGCGCACAGGAGGGCCGGCGUGUGCCGUGUGAGAGCGCUGAAAGCCUGGACAGGCCGCUGUCUCUCUGCCGUCUGCACCUAGAUAAAGGGAUCACACGGAUAGUUUACCCUGUGUGA